GGCCGCCGGGGCGCGCACGUAGGCACGCAGAGGCCAUCACGUGGGGCGCUGAGGAUCGCAGUGCGCGUGGCCGUGGCGGCUGGUGUGGGGUUGAGUCAGUUGUGAGACCCAGAGCUGCUGACCCAGCGGGCGGCCCACCGAGCCGGCGACACAGUGGCAGGCGUCGAGGCUCGGGAGACGUGAGCGUGGCCCAGUCCUAGAGCUUCGCAGAGCCGGCGCCGCCGUCGCCCCCGCCUCCAGCCAGCAAACCGCCGCCGCGGGCGCGCCCCCGCUCAGCGCUGUCUCUCCGAUGGCGUCCGCAGCCGGGGCCAUGGCGAAGCACGAGCAGAUCCUGGUCCUCGACCCGCCCACAGACCUCAAAUUCAAAGGUAUAUGGAGCGCUGGGGGCGCGGAGAAGCCCACGGAGUGUCUGGUUGUGACUUACCCGGUUAUGCUGGCCGAGCCCCAAGCGCGUGCGGGCUGGAGAGCUAUGCGUCAGCCUCGGCAUGGAAGACAAUGUAUCUUUUCUUAUUUAGUAAUGCUACAGCCAUUUGACUAUGAUCCGAAUGAAAAGAGUAAACACAAGUUUAUGGUACAGACAAUUUUUGCUCCACCAAACACUUCAGAUAUGGAAGCUGUGUGGAAAGAGGCAAAACCUGAUGAAUUAAUGGACUCCAAAUUGAGAUGUGUAUUUGAAAUGCCCAAUGAAAAUGAUAAAUUGGGUAUAACUCCACCAGGGAUUGCUCCGACUGCCACUGCAAUGAGCAGCAUCAACAACACAAUUGCAACAUCUGCCAAUUAUCACACGAAGAAUGACCCCAGGGGACUCAGUGUGUUCAAACAGGAGAAGCAGAAGAAUGAUAUGGAACCUAGCAAAGCUGUUCCGCUGAAUGCAUCUAAACAAGAUGGACCCAUGCCAAAACCGCACAGUGUUUCACUCAAUGAUACUGAAACAAGGAAACUAAUGGAAGAGUGUAAAAGACUACAGGGAGAAAUGAUGAAGCUAUCAGAAGAAAAUCGACACCUGAGAGAUGAAGGUUUAAGGCUCAGAAAGGUAGCACAUUCGGAUAAACCUGGAUCAACCUCAGCUGCAUCCUUCAGAGAUAAUGUCACCAGCCCUCUUCCUUCACUUCUUGUUGUAAUUGCAGCCAUUUUCAUUGGAUUCUUUCUAGGGAAAUUCAUCUUGUAGAGUGAAGCAUGCAGAGUGCUAUUUCUUUUUUUUUUUCUCUUGACCAGAAAAAGAUUUGUUUACCUACCAUUUCAUUGGUAGUAUGGCCCGCGGUGACCAUUUUUUUGUGUGUACAGCGUCAUAUAGGCUUUGCCUUUAAUGAUCUCUCACGGUUAGAAAACACAAUAAAAACAAACUGUUCGGCUACUGGACAAAUUGUAUAUUACCAGAUCAUCACUAGCAGAUGUCAGUUGCACAUUCAGUCCUUUAUGAAAUUCAUAAAUAAAGAAUUGUUCUUUGUGGUUUUAAUAAGAGUUCAAGAAUUGUUCAGAGUCUUGUAAAUGUUAUUUUAAUAAUCCCUUUAAAUUUUAUCUGUUGCUGUUACCUCUUGAAAUAUGAUUUAUUUAGAUUGCUAAUCCCACUCAUUCAGGAAAUGCCAAGAGGUAUUCUGUGGGGAAAUGGUGCCUCUUACAGUGUAAAUUUUCUCCUUUACCUUUGCUAAUAUCAUGGCAGAAUUUUUCUUAUCCCUUGUGAGGCAGUUGUUGACUGAGUUUUUCAUCCUUACAAUCCUGUCCCAUGGUAUUUAACAUAAAAAAAAUAAAACUGUUAACAGAUUCUUGCUCG
Molecule: messenger RNA, 1771 nt
Organism: Propithecus coquereli (Coquerel's sifaka)
Lineage: Eukaryota; Metazoa; Chordata; Mammalia; Primates; Indriidae
Gene: VAPA
Product: VAMP (vesicle-associated membrane protein)-associated protein A, 33kDa
Exons: 7
Coding region: 290-1168 (292 amino acids)
Biological process (GO): neuron projection development
Cellular component (GO): plasma membrane; endoplasmic reticulum membrane
Molecular function (GO): FFAT motif binding
Source: RefSeq, a predicted model, not a curated record